GACACGAGAGACGCAGACUCGUUUUCCAGCCUCAGUGGAGUUUGGAUUUAAAUCAAGGAGAGACGCUGAGCUCCAAAACACACCAGUCCAAAACACGCCCUUAAAAAUCUGCCACCUUUCACGCUUCCUGCUCUAAUUUUUAUAGUUUUAUACUGUUGUGUUUUCUAUUGCAUUUGCUCUCCACCCUGUUGAUGAACCAGUCAUAGCAGUGACAUAAGGAAUUUACCUCGCCCUUGGGGCACCAUGGUGCCUGUACAUCGUUCUGCUUUUUCCCCUCUCUCUCUCUCUCUCUCUCUUUUUCUCUGUGUGUGUCUCUCAAACAAACACACACUCUCUCUUUCUCUGAAACAAACCAGUGUAGCUCAGUGGUUUGUUGUCGGCAGUGCAGGCAGCUGUAUGGGGUAGCCCUCAUUUGGUGACCUCCUCUCCAUGGCUUGCCGUCUCUCCGCCGCUGGCUCCUACACCGUCGUCAUCAUCCCACUGAGGACCAGCCUUCACAGCCGGGAGGCCCUUCGCUUCUACCUAUGGAUUAAGCAGAUGAAGGACCUGGAAAAGGAGAAGGAUGCUCUGUGGUCGGGUCUGGAGGUUCUGGAGAAGGGUCGGCUGUGGUACGUCCAGCGGCUCGAGGAGAACAGGGCUCUGCGGUGCGUCGAGACCAGAUACAGCACCGGCGCUUCUCACAAACGUGCAGCAGAGGCUCGGUCCUGCUUCCCCACACACAUCCAGCAGGUUAACGGCUCCCUGGGCUCUAUAAUGAAUGAACCCAACGUCAGCAGCAAUCCCUGUCUCUGUGAUCCACUGGCGGACAGUGACCUCCGCUGGCGAAACACGGUACUGACUCAGAAAGUGAGUGAGAAAAACCGUCGGAUCUCCGUGUUGGAGCUGGAAAAGGAGGCUCUCCUUGAUGAGCUGCAGGAUCUGAAAUUCAGCUGAGUGCCGGAAUUCAAAAUGAGAUGAUCCGCACACCGUCGCCUCCCAGAUCCACUGAGUCUGAGACCCUUAGUCUUUUGUAAAUACAUAAAUAUUUAGUUAAAUGAAUAAAUUGCUAUAAAUUCUA
Messenger RNA from Poeciliopsis prolifica (blackstripe livebearer), 1057 nucleotides. RefSeq names its product suppressor APC domain containing 1 (gene sapcd1). The transcript is spliced from 4 exons. The coding region runs from base 430 to 933 and encodes 167 amino acids. The record is from RefSeq and is a predicted model, not a curated record. NCBI's taxonomy places the organism in Eukaryota, Metazoa, Chordata, Actinopteri, Cyprinodontiformes, Poeciliidae.